GACUGACCAAUCAGCGCGUACGACGUUGGAAACAAAGAUGGCGCUGCUGGCAUUGUAAACGACUAAACCUAGAAACAAGUAAUUGUCCGUUUUUAUAAAUAUUGGAGACGUCAGCAGGAUGAAGGUGGUCAAUUUGAAACAAGCCAUCCUGCAGGCAUGGAAGGAGCGCUGGAGUGACUACCAGUGGGCUAUCAACAUCAAGAAGAACUUUCCCAAGGGAGCCACAUGGGACUACCUGAACCUGGCAGAGGCCCUCAUGGAGCAGGCUUUGAUUGGUCCCUCUCCAAACCCUCUUAUCCUGUCUUACCUCAAGUAUGCCAUAAGUUCUCAGAUGGUGUCUUACUCAAGUGUGCUCACAGCCAUCAGCAAGUUUGAUGAUUUUUCUCGGGAGCUGUGUGUCAAAUCACUGUUGGAGAUAAUGGACAUGUUUUGCCAUCGCCUCAGCUGCCAUGGGAAGGCAGAGGAAUGCAUUGGGCUGUGUCGGGCUCUGCUGGGCGUGGUGGUGUGGCUGCUGCAGGGCUGUGCCUGGUAUUGUGAGAGGCUGAGAGAGCUCGGCCCAUCAGCCAGCACAGAGGCCAGCCUGAGGGCCUGCCAGGAGAGGCUGCACACGCUGAUGAGCAGCACCAAGAACAGAGCCCUGGUCCACAUUGCUCGGCUAGAGGAACAAGGUUCCUGGAGCAAUGUGGAGCAAGCAAUGCUUAAAGUGACAGACAGCCUCAGCAGUGUAAAUAAUCAGACACUGAGAACUAAAUUGGAGGAGAGCGUGUCGUUGGUGAAGGGUAUUCCCAUGAUGCUGUCAGUGCAGUGUGACCCUCCGCUCCACGCCUCCUUCCCAUCAGUGCACGCCUUCAUCAUGCUGGAAGGGACCAUGAAUUUGACAGGAGAGACACAGCCACUCGUGGAGCAGCUGAUGAUGAUCAAGAGAAUGCAGCGAAUUCCUGCUCCGCUUUUUGUGUUGGAGAUCUGGAAGGCCUGCUUCACUGGCCUCAUUGAGUCACCAGAGGGCACAGAGGAGCUCAAAUGGACUGCCUUCACAUUCCUCAAGAUCCCACAAGUUCUGCUCAGGCUAAAGAAAUAUCCUCAAGGAGACAAAGGACAGGACUUCAUGGAGGAUGUGAAUGUUGCCUUUGAGUACUUACUAAAACUCACGCCGCUGCUGGACAAGGCCGACCAGAGAUGCAAUUGUGACUGUCUCAACAUGCUGCUGCAGGAGUGUAAUAAGCUAGGCCUGCUGUCAGAUUCCAACACAAGCAACCUCACCUCUAAACGGGCUGAGGACAGGGAGUACGCCCCGAGGCUCAAGACAGCAGAAAAUGCUAACAUCCAGCCGAACCCGGGACUCAUCCUGAGAGCUGAGCCCACUGUUACCAACAUCCUUAAGACGGUAGAUGCAGACCACUCCAAGUCCCCUGAAGGCCUGUUGGGGGUCCUGGGACACAUGUUGUCUGGGAAAAGCCUGGACCUUCUCCUGGCAGCAGCAGCUGCCACUGGGAAACUCAAGUCGUUUGCUCGAAAAUUCAUCAAACUCAAUGAGUUUCCCAAGCACAUCAGCGGUGAAGGAUCCAAGUCAGCGUCAGUGCGAGCCCUGCUCUUUGACAUUUCGUUCCUCAUGCUCUGCCAUGUGGUACAAACAUACGGCUCCGAGGUUAUUCUGUCAGACCCCAGUCCCUCAGGGGAGACACCUUUCUUUGAAACGUGGCUACAAACGUGUAUGCCAGAGGAGGGCAAGACCCUGAACCCAGACCACCCCUGCUUCAGACCCGAGUCUGGCAAAGUGGAGAGCCUGGUGGCUCUGCUCAACAACUCCUCUGAGAUGAAGCUAGUUCAAAUGAAAUGGCAUGAGAUCUGCCUUAGCACCCCUGCGGCCAUCUUGGAAGUUCUGAAUGCGUGGGAGAACGGUGUGCUCUCUGUGGAGGCAGUACAGAAGAUCACAGACAACAUCAAGGGGAAGGUGUGCAGUAUGGCCAUCUGCGCCGUGGCCUGGCUGGUGGCACACGUCAGGAUGUUGGGGCGGGACGAGCGGGAGAAGCCCCAGACUAUGAUCCGCCAACUUGUGACCCCACUGUAUGGGGAGAACACACUGCAAUUUUACAACGAACGAGUGGUGAUAAUGAGCUCCAUCAUGGAGCACAUGUGUGCCGACGUCUUCCAACAGACGGGUGCAACCCUGCGGCCGCCAGUGGAGGGCCAGGAGCCAAUCCCCUACCGCAACCUGCUGCCGGCCAAGGAGCCCAUCCACGAGGCCCUGAGCAAGCAGUUCCAGGCGGUGCUGCGCAAAGGCUGGGUGGACAGCCGGGCUCUGCAUCUGUUUGAGAGCCUUCUGCACAUGGGAGGGGUCUUCUGGUUUACCAACAACUUGGUCAAGGAGCUGCUGAAGGAGACUCGUCAGGAGUGGGCCAAUCGGGCGGUGGAGCUCCUUUACAGCAUCUUCUGCCUCGACACUCAGCAGAUCACCCUCAGCCUGCUCGGCACCAUACUGCCCAACCUGCUCACCGACUCUGCCCACUGGCACAGCCUCACAGACCCACCUGGCAAGGCACUGGCCAAGUUGUCUGUAUGGUGCGCUCUCAGCUCUUACUCCACUCACCACAAAGGCCAGGCCUCAGCUCGCCAACGCAGGAGGCAGCGAGAGGAUAUCGAGGACUACAGCAGCCUUUUCCCGUUGGAUGACACUCAACCGUCCAAACUCAUGCGUCUGCUCAGCUCUAACGAGGACGAGCCUGUUGCCCUGUCUAGUCCAGGGGACAGAUCUAUGAGCAGCUCCCUCUCGGCCUCCCAGCUCCACACUGUCAACAUGCGGGACCCUCUCAACCGAGUCCUGGCCAACCUGUUCCUCCUUAUCUCAUCAAUCCUGGGCUCCAAGAUGGCAGGCCCUCACACCCAGUUUGUGCACAGUUUCAUGGAGGAGUGUGUUGAGUGCCUGGAACAGGGAAGCCGUGGAAGCAUCCUGCAGUUCAUGCCCUUCACAAUGGUGUCGGAGCUUGUGAAGCUGCCUGCCCUAGCCAAACCUAAAGUGAUCCUGGCCAUCACUGACCUGAAUCUGCCGCUCGGGAGGAGGGUGGCUGCCAAAGCCAUCUCUGCCUUAUAGACAGAAGCUAAGCCCAGCUGAGCUCAGUCGAAUGUCCCCCCCAGUCGUCUGCUGGCUCACCGUCUCUGUGGCCGAGGUGCAGUGUAGGGAAAAAACACCCCUUUCCAUUCUGUCAACUGUGGACAUUUCACCACCUGAGUUGAGUAACUCUGUGCCUGGUUGGGACACCCAUUUAAAGGCAUUCUCUCUCUUACUUUAAAAAAAAAAAAAGUCCCAAAAAAACACAUUGUAUUACUAUGUCCUUUUUCAAUAUUCCUUUGUAGCAGCAAAAUUGUACUUUUUUAAGAUAAUAAACUCAUUUUGAGGAUCAUG
Myripristis murdjan (pinecone soldierfish) is the source of this 3400-nucleotide messenger RNA. It is a transcript of the gene med24, whose product is annotated as mediator complex subunit 24. The record is from RefSeq and is a predicted model, not a curated record. Gene Ontology annotation, molecular function: transcription coregulator activity. The transcript has 26 exons. Gene Ontology annotation, cellular component: mediator complex. The coding region runs from base 119 to 3088 and encodes 989 amino acids. Lineage: Eukaryota; Metazoa; Chordata; Actinopteri; Holocentriformes; Holocentridae. Gene Ontology annotation, biological process: positive regulation of transcription initiation by RNA polymerase II.